Molecule: messenger RNA, 552 nt
Organism: Xenia sp. Carnegie-2017
Lineage: Eukaryota; Metazoa; Cnidaria; Anthozoa; Malacalcyonacea; Xeniidae
Product: programmed cell death protein 5-like
Exons: 6
Coding region: 24-407 (127 amino acids)
Cellular component (GO): nucleus; cytosol
Molecular function (GO): DNA binding
Source: RefSeq, a predicted model, not a curated record
GCCUAACGGGGCAUGCUAACAAGAUGGCUGACGAAGAGCUCGAAAAGAUAAGAGCGAAAAGAAUGGCUGAAAUACAACAGCAAAUGUCGAGUGGUCAGAGAGAACAGAAUCAAAGACAAGAGGAAAUAAAAAAACAAGAAGCAGAAAUGAAGAACCAAAUGCUUUCACAGAUUUUAGAUCAACAAGCCAGAGCCAGGUUAAACAGUAUUGCAUUGGUCAAACCUGAAAGGGCAAUGAAAAUUGAAAGCUUAUUGAUUCAAAUGGCUUCUUCAGGACAAAUUGGAGGAAAGAUUGGUGAUGCUCAACUUGUUAGUUUACUUGAAAGAUUUCAAGAGCCAAAUCAAAAGAAAUCUACCGUCAAGUUCAAUCGUAGAAGACUUGAUGAUUCAGAUGAUGAUGAUAUAUAAUUAUAUAGACUGACCAUCAUAAUAUCAAACUAGGAAAUUUAGCAUUUUUGUACAUAAUAAAUAGUGUAUGUCCACUUCCUUUUGUGGAGGCAAACUUUGCAAGGCUUUACUUCUGUGAUGUAAUCAGAAAAGAUAAGCUAUUUUA